AUACAUGGCCAUCACCAAUGGCAAAACAUCAUCUUAAACAACACAAGAAAUUACUUAAGAAGAAAGAUAUUUUAGUUUUGCCAGCUUUUUCCUUUACAGAAUUUGCAAAUAAAUAUGAAAUUCCAAAUACAGUUGAUGAAUUGAUAAACCUUGUUCAAUUUAACGUUAUGGGGAUGAAUGAUCAAGGAUGGACAUUAAAUAAGGGACCUACCAAUUAUGAAAAGUGGAUUAACAUGGUAAUAUAUAAUAUAUCAAUUAGGUAUGACUCAAAUUAUCAGCCAAACUUUGUUGUGAAACGAGGAAGUGAUAUUCCUUGGUGCACGGAACGAUUUGAUACGUUUGAGAAAAGUAAGGCAGCUUGCUUAUUACAAAUGUAUUUUAAUGGAGCGGAAAUAUGGGUAGUACCUGAAGCUUUCGUAAUACAAUAUCCGUAUAAUAAAGUAGAUAAUCAUUUAGAACCACAAGAGCAUAAAAUUGAAACAUGUAUGCAUUAUGCACGAACACUUGACAAAUUGGGAGAAUGGAGGACACCAAGGGCAAGUCAUCUUAUACAACAAUGCCCAAAAAUAAUGACAAAUUGGGGACUUUUUUCAAAAAAUAAAUAA
Molecule: messenger RNA, 605 nt
Organism: Racocetra persica
Lineage: Eukaryota; Fungi; Glomeromycota; Glomeromycetes; Diversisporales; Gigasporaceae
Source: the annotation of a GenBank genome assembly